Messenger RNA from Schistosoma guineensis, 1287 nucleotides. The record is from the annotation of a GenBank genome assembly. Lineage: Eukaryota; Metazoa; Platyhelminthes; Trematoda; Strigeidida; Schistosomatidae.
AUGGCAAAUGUCAAGGAAAUCAAUGAUGUAUUGGAAAUAUUUACUGAUCAUGAAAAUUUGUUUAAUUUAUGCAAGUACCUAGCAAGUCAAAAAGUGGCAUGUAGUAAACAGACAUUCCCAGAUUAUAUCCCUCACCUGGAACGUGCAAUAACUAUUCUAGAAAAGCUAUAUGGGGCUUGUUUAUCACCGCACGAAUCCCGGUGGGCACAAUUACUCACCAGCUUAGAUCGUCGUGCACAAGCUAUACGUGAAGCUUGUGGUGAUACAGACGGCGUUAGUCGUCUAGUUGAAAAGAUUGUCGACCAAUUAGUAUCACGUUGGAGUCAACUACGUGAUCCGCAAAUCAACUGUGAAGAUUGGCCAGAGAAAGAUAUAACAGAUAUUGAGAAAUAUGUUGAAUCUACAACUAAAAAAGGUCUAUUGAAUAACGUUCCAAACAGUUCUUUAAGAAACCAACAGAAUUCACAGUCAGAAGAUAAACGAUCAAUAGAAAGUGGUCAUCUCAUGAUUCAUAAAGCAACAAAAAUUUCGCGUUUUGACAUGCAACCUCCACCGUCGCCAACUGGUUAUCGUGCAGAAUUUGAGUCUAAAGCUGAAGAACUAUUAAAUUGGUUGGAUAAUAGUGCAGAGAUUUUAGAAUUAAUCACAAUGGAUAAACGUCGUGCACUUGAAGCCAGUGGACAAACUCAAGUUUUAGGUCGACAUAUUAUAUCCCCUCAUUCUGAAAAAAAUGAUGGUGACGAUGAUGCGAUCAGAGUGAUUAAUUGUGUAACCAAGGAACUUGAAGACUGGCGACAUAUAAAACAACGUGUCCUACUCCUAGGAGAGCAAUAUCGCGAUGAAUUAUCACAAGCCGGUGAAAAUAUUGAAGAACUCGAUCAACUAUUUGAUGAAAUCGAAGAAAGGUGGACAUAUCUUGAUAAAUUACUCAUCCAAGCAAAUCGUCAAAUGAGAAUUUCCAAUCAAAGUAUCGAAUUUCAACAGGAAGCAGCCAAAAUACACGCAUUACUAACUCGAUCAAAAGAAGAUGAAUUAUUAAAAUUGAUAAAUGAAGAUGAUAUAAAAGAAAUUCCAGAAUCCAAAUUAUUUACUAACGAAGUGAAGUCUCAAUCCGGUAAUGAAUCAGAGAUUAAUAUUGCAAAUAUUAAUGAAAGAUUUGAAGAUAUUAAAUCACUAAUUGUUCAAGUGAAAGAUGUCAUUUCUCAAUCAAUUACCAUUGGUCAUCCUGAAGAUGCUGAUGAACAACUUGCCACUUUAAAUUCAAGGACACAACAAUACGCGGAUUGA